CGGCCGCAGUCGCCCCUCGCUCGCCUCCGCCAUGGCCGGACUCCGGGGCCCCGGGGGGCCCAGCAGGGGCCCCUCCCCCGUCGCGGUGCUGCUGCUGCUGCCGCUGCUGCUGCUGGGGGGGGGCCGAGGGGGCGUGGCCACGCCGGGCUUCCUGGAGGAGCCGUCCAAUGGGAGCGUGCGGCUGGGGGGGGAGGCGGAGCUGCGCUGCGCCGUGGGCCCGGGGGGGGCCGUGCAGUGGGCCAAGGACGGGCUGCUGCUGGGGGCCCCCCCCGGCCCCGCCCACCCCCGCUACCGAUUGGCCGGCGACCCGCGGCGAGGCCAGCACCACCUGCGCAUCGUGGGGGCGACGCUGGGCGACGACGGCGCCUUCGAGUGUCAACUGGGAGCCGCCAACGGCAGCCGCCCCCGGGCGUCGCGGCCCGGCCUGCUCACCGUGCUGGUGCCUGCGGAGCGGCCGGUGCUGGCGCUGCCCCCCGGGGGCCCCACGUGGGUGGCCGGGACCCCCCAGGAGGUGCGGUGCCGCGCGGGGGGGCGGCCCCCCCCCGCCGUUACCAUGGCGCUGGGGGGGCAGCCGCUGGCCGACGUCUCCUCCCGCCUCAUCGAGGGCUCCGACCCCAAACUCAGCUCCACCGAGGCCUCCGUGCGGCUGACGCUGGCCCCCCCCGACCACGGGAAGCAGCUGCUCUGCUCGGCCACCAACGAGGCCACGCGGGAGCCGGCGCAGGCCACCGUCACCGUCGCCGUCCUCUUCCCGCCGGAGGCGCCGACCAUCGAGGGCCUGGAGGGGCCGUGGGUGCGAGCGGGGGCCACCCUGCGCCUGGAGUGCGUCGCCCGGGGGGGGAACCCGCCCCCCGCCCUGCUCUGGGACAAGGACGGGGUGCCGCUGGCGGGGGCCUGGUCCAGCGGGGGCCCCGGGGGGGGGUCGCGGAGCCGCCUGACGCUGCGGGUGACGCCGGGCGACGGGGGGGCCACGCUGGGCUGCCGCGCCGAGACCCCCGCCGCCCCCCCCGGGGGGGGGGCCCGCGCCACCCGCACCCUCCGCGUCCACUACCCGCCGGCGGAGGUGACGCUCGCGGGGGGCCCCGGGGUGGCCGAGAACGCGACGCUGGCCCUGUCCUGCACCAGUGCUCCCAGUAACCCCCCCGCCCGGCUGCGCUGGUGGCUGGGCGGGAGGGAGCUGGGCCCCGCCCACAGCAGCCGCAGCCAGGCGGCGGGCGGCGGCUGGGUGACGGUGUCCAACGUGACGGUGACCGGGCGCCGGGGCGACCACGGGCGCCCGCUGCUCUGCCAGGCCCUGACCCCCGGCCUGGGCCCCGGCCCCAGCGCCAGCCUCGUCCUCAGCGUCGCCCACCCCCCCCAGGAGCUGUGGCUGGAGGCGCCGGAGCCCAACGUCACCCUGCGGGUGGGGGCCCGGGUGCGGCUGGUGUGUCACGCCCGGGGGGGGCACCCGGGCCCCCGCCUCGCCUGGCACAAGGACGGGCGCCCGCUGAAGGAGGGGGCCCAGGCGUCCGCGGGGGCGGUGGUGACGCGGGAGCUGCUGGUGACGGUGGCCCCCAGCGACAACGGGGCCACUUACCGCUGCGACGCGGCCACCGAGCCGGGGACCCCCCCGCUGAGCGCCAGCACCCGCCUCCGCGUCCUCUUCCCCCCGCUCUCGGUGACCAUCGCGGCGGCUCCCCGGCAGCCCCGGCGGGGCCAGACCCUGGUGCUGACGUGUGAGGCCGGCAGCGCCCACCCCCCCCCCCGCAUCGCCUGGCACCGCCAGGGACACGCGCUGCAGGGGACGGCGCUGCCGCUGAGCCCGGGCGACUUCGGGGGCGUCACGGCAACGUCACGCGUGUGGCUGCGUGUCGGCCUGGCGGAGCAGGGCCAGUGGGUGACGUGUGCCGCCACCAGCCCCGGCCUCGACGUCACCGUCAGCGCCGCCCACCAGCUCACCGUCCGCCACGCCCCCGAGUUCGCGGCGGGCCCAGGCGUCCGGGUGGUGGCCCGGGAGCUGGAGGGGGCCCGGCUGCCGCUGGCCGUCACCGCCUUCCCCCCCGUGGAGGGCUGCACCUGGAGCCGGGCCGGGCGGCCCCUGCGCCCCGAGGGGUCCCCCCGGCACCGCCUGGCCGAGGGGGGGGCCCUGGCCAUCGACAACGUCACCCGGGGGGACGCGGGGACCUACGGGGUCGAGUGCCGCAACGCCGAGGGGGCGGCCAGCACCCACGUGCUGCUCCUCGUCCACUACCCGCCGGCCAUCCGGCGCCUGCCCGACCCGGUGCUGGUGGAGGAGGGGGGCAGCACCGAGCUGCUGUGCGAGGCCGAGGGGAGCCCCCUGCCCCCCCCCAGCCUGCAGUGGGGCCGGCUGGCGGAGGCCUCGCAGGGCCCCGGCCCGGGGGGGCUCCCCGCGGAGCUGCUGCCGGAGGGGGGGGCCCCCCUGGGGCGCCUGCGGGUGCCGGUGGCCCGCCGGGACCUCAGUGGCCCCUACGAGUGCCGGGUCGACACCGGCGUCCCCCCCCCGGCCCGGGCCACCGUCCGCCUCAUCGUCCGCUACGCCCCAGAGCUGGAGGCAGGGCCGGAGCCCGAGCGGGUGCUGGUGCCGCCCGGGUCGGACACGGCGGAGCUGCGGUGCCGGGCCCAGGGCGUCCCCGGGGUGCAGCUGCGCUGGGAGCGCGACGGGCGCCCGCUGGGGGCCGGCGAGACCAGGUACCAGGAGCGGCAGUGGCGCGAGGGGCCCUGGACCCACGGCGUCCUCACCGUGGCCAACGUGAGCCUGGAGCGGGCGCAGAGCCGGGCGCCGGGCCGGCCCCCCACCCACAACCGCACCCGGACCCUGGGCACCUUCGUCUGCGUCGCCCAGAACCCCCUGGGCACCGCCCGGCGCCGCCUCCAGCUCCAGCUCGCCGACCGGCCCGACGCCCCGGGGGGGCUGCGGGUGCUGGCGGCGACCCCCACGUCGCUGAGCCUCAGCUGGCGGCCCGGCUUCGACGGGGGGCUGCCCCAGAGCUUCCUGGUCAGCGCUUCCGGUCCUGGCGCCCCCCCGGCCCCGGCUGCCCUCCUGGUGCCGGGGCCCCCCGUGACGCUGGGGGGGCUCCGCCCCGCCACGCCCUAUGACGUCACCGUGCGGGCGCGCAACGCGCGUGGCGACAGCCCCGCCGCCGCCAUCGCCGCCGUCACUGCCGAUCUGCCCCAGGAGCCGCCGCCGCCGGGGGAGGAGCCGCCGCCGCCGCCCCCCGCAGCUGAGCUCCGUGGGGUCGGGGGCCCCCCCCAGCGAGACGCCGCCCUGGGACCCCCCCGCGGGUUUCGACCCCCACCCCUACGAGGACGUGCUGGACUGGGGGGGCUACGAGGAGGUGCCCCCCCCGGAGCUCCCGGCCCCCCCGCACCCCCCCGUCACCCGCUGGGGGGAGCUGGUCUGAGCGGGGUCGCGACCCCAAUAAACCCCGCCCCCGCGGGGGAGGAGCCAACCGGCGUCACGUGUCUGAAUGGGGGGGUGGGGCCGGACGCCUGGGCCCCCCCGGACGCCUGGGCCCCUCCCCGGUCGCCUGGGCCCCUCCCGGACGCCUGGGCCCCUUACGGGUUACCCUCCCCCCCCCCAAAUCCCAGCCACUCGCUCCAGCCAAUCAGCAGGGCACCUCAUUAA
Molecule: messenger RNA, 3625 nt
Organism: Dromaius novaehollandiae (emu)
Lineage: Eukaryota; Metazoa; Chordata; Aves; Casuariiformes; Dromaiidae
Gene: NPHS1
Product: NPHS1 adhesion molecule, nephrin
Exons: 28
Coding region: 32-3625 (1197 amino acids)
Molecular function (GO): protein binding
Source: RefSeq, a predicted model, not a curated record